CAUCCCUGUUUGGUCGCGUCGAAGUAGACUUUGCAUUUCCGCACUAGCGCUCGCAGCUAAUCACGAGCAGGUGGGCUGGAUGACAGCACAAGAUGUCUGCUACAGACGACGACACCGAGCUGAGGGAUCUUCUCAUCCAGAACUUGGAGAACAACGGAGUUCUAAACAAGCUCAAGGCAGAGAUGAGGGCAGCCGUGUUCCUGGCCUUAGAGGAGCAGGACCGACUGGAGAACAAGACGCCACUGGUCAAUGAAAACCUGAAGAAAUGUCUCGAGACCAAAGAUGGUCGCCUCGUGGCCAGUCUCAUUGUGGACUUCAUGCGUGUGUUUCACCUGGACUUCAGCCUGGCUGUGUUCCAGCCAGAAAUAAACACGCAUCCGAGUACCCUGGAUAGUCGGCAGCUGCUGUGCGGGGAGCUUGGCUUUUCAGAGGCGGAGCUUAACGCAAACUCGCCAGUGCUGCUGGAGCUCGUUCGAAGAGGGGAACGCAAGUCCAAAUCUGUCCCGGCCACUGAGGUGGCGUCGCAAGAGAACAGCGUCACGGUCGACAAGGACGUUGCGGUGGCCGUGUUUGGGCACGAGGAGCUCCUUCAGCAGGCGCACGUUCCGCAAAAGGACUCGGCGCGGGACCUACCCGUGGACCGGGAACAGCAGGACGAUGACGACUCCUUUUUUGAUGACCCCUUGCCUCAGCCUCAAAAGACAUACGGAUUGCAACCGGUGGCUCGCGACAGCCAACAUAGUCCAGCGGGCUUUUUGUCGGAGACGGCGCCGACACAGGGAGGAGGAGGUGGUGGAGGUGCAUCAGAAAAGUGCCACAGUCAGACGGGUGCACGUGCCGGAAUUCUUCCCAUAUCAGUGUCAACGUCAAGAGAGAAAGCAUCCCAAGGGGCCAAGCUCCCCAGCAGAGGGGACGAGAGCGCAUCACUCCAUUUUGAGGAUGACAACGACAUUGAGUACGACGACUUCAACAGCCACCGCUCCGACUUGUACAAGAAUGAGCUGAUCAGCAGCGAAGAGAUCGAGGAAGUCUCCAUCGAGGGGCCCGACCACAGUGACAAGCUGGAGGACACCGGGGACGUGAGCAUCUCCCAGCCGAGCGCGAGCUUGGGGUGCGGGGAGCUUGGCUUUUCAGAGGCGGAGCUUAACGCAAACUCGCCAGUGCUGCUGGAGCUCGUUCGAAGAGGGGAACGCAAGUCCAAAUCUGUCCCGGCCACUGAGGUGGCGUCGCAAGAGAACAGCGUCACGGUCGACAAGGACGUUGCGGUGGCCGUGUUUGGGCACGAGGAGCUCCUUCAGCAGGCGCACGUUCCGCAAAAGGACUCGGCGCGGGACCUACCCGUGGACCGGGAACAGCAGGACGAUGACGACUCCUUUUUUGAUGACCCCUUGCCUCAGCCUCAAAAGACAUACGGAUUGCAACCGGUGGCUCGCGACAGCCAACAUAGUCCAGCGGGCUUUUUGUCGGAGACGGCGCCGACACAGGGAGGAGGAGGUGGUGGAGGUGCAUCAGAAAAGUGCCACAGUCAGACGGGUGCACGUGCCGGAAUUCUUCCCAUAUCAGUGUCAACGUCAAGAGAGAAAGCAUCCCAAGGGGCCAAGCUCCCCAGCAGAGGGGACGAGAGCGCAUCACUCCAUUUCGAGGAUGACAACGACAUUGAGUACGACGACUUCAACAGCCACCGCUCCGACUUGUACAAGAAUGAGCUGAUCAGCAGCGAAGAGAUCGAGGAAGUCUCCAUCGAGGGGCCCGACCACAGUGACAAGCUGGAGGACACCGUGGACGUGAGCAUCUCCCAGCCGAGCGCGAGCUUGGGGGUGGACUACAUGGAGGAAGUGGCCUGACGUUGCUGCCGUAUGCCACUUCCUGUUCUUCUCAUCUGCACUUUGACGCCACCCUCAGGACAAAGCAAUGAGAGGGCAGUCCCGACAUCGUGCGCCAACCUUCCCAAACGCUUCAGAACCAGAUGUCCCGCUUGAUCGGCUGCCCGAUUGGCAAAUGGGAAUGAAGGGGAGGAGACUCCCAGCUCGGCUUGACUUCCUGUCUGCGGAACGAACGGAUUCCAGAUAACCUUGUUGUCAAACUGCUUCCUGUCCCAUAAAAAUAAGACCCAUGGGUGAGUGCUGAAAGCAAACUUUUAUUAUGGAAAGAACCAAAUAGGGAACAUUUGUUCACAACAAAACGGUGAUAAGGCAUGAAUC
Hippocampus comes (tiger tail seahorse) is the source of this 2201-nucleotide messenger RNA. It is a transcript of the gene cep43, whose product is annotated as centrosomal protein 43. Gene Ontology annotation, cellular component: centrosome. The record is from RefSeq and is a predicted model, not a curated record. Gene Ontology annotation, biological process: microtubule anchoring. NCBI's taxonomy places the organism in Eukaryota, Metazoa, Chordata, Actinopteri, Syngnathiformes, Syngnathidae.